Alosa alosa (allis shad) is the source of this 1960-nucleotide messenger RNA. RefSeq names its product probable polypeptide N-acetylgalactosaminyltransferase 8. Gene Ontology annotation, cellular component: Golgi apparatus. The coding region runs from base 85 to 885 and encodes 266 amino acids. The record is from RefSeq and is a predicted model, not a curated record. NCBI's taxonomy places the organism in Eukaryota, Metazoa, Chordata, Actinopteri, Clupeiformes, Clupeidae. The transcript has 7 exons.
CUCUGACAUUAAGUACUUCUAUUUAGGUUCCAUGGCUCAUUUCACCAGCUGUUACAUCAUGAGGUAUAAAGAAGUCCAUCCAUUAUGGGGAUACUGGUGGCAGAUCGUGUUUUCUUUGGGGAGAUUGGAGCUCUGGAUCCUGGCAUGAAAAUUUAUGGCGGAGAAAAUGUUGAAUUCGGAAUUAGAGUGUGGUCGUGUGGUGGUAGCAUUGAGGUGAUUCCCUGUUCCAAGAUUGCUCACCUGGAGAGAGCGCAUAAACCUUACAUGCCAGAGCUGAAAUACUUGAUGCAGAGAAACGCUCUCCGGGUGGCUGAGGUGUGGCUGGACGACUACAAGCACAAUGUCAACAUUGCCUGGAGGCUCCCUCUACAGAACCAUGGCAUAGAUAUUGGUGAUGUGUCUGAAAGAAAAAAGCUGAGGGAAAAACUGAAGUGCAAGCCUUUCCAGUGGUACCUCGACAAUGUCUAUACCAGCUUAAAGCCAUUCAACAUUCUCGGCUAUGGCAAUUUGCAGAAUGACAUGAACACAGAUGCAUGUGUGGAUCAAGGCCCAGGACACACCCCCAUCUUAUACCAAUGUCAUUCUUACACAUCUCAGGCUUGCUACUAUCACUCAAGUGGCAAGAUAUACAUUGGACAUAUACAGUCCAACAUGGACCAAACUAACCGUUGUCUGGUGGAUCCAGGCUUGCAAGAAUUGACACAACUACAUGAAUGCAAGAAGGCCAAAGAAACAGGCCUUAAUAUGCACUGGGACUUCAAACAGGGGUCUGCCAUACAGAACAGAGAGACAAAGAGAUGUUUGGAGGUAAAGGACAGUGAACUUGUCAUGCAGGAAUGCAGUGGUCAGAACUGGAGGAUUACAAAUGUGGUCAAAGAGUUUUGAAUUCCUGUAGAGCAUAUUUCAACAUAACAUUCAACUGCUGUCCUGUACCCCGGUUGCAAAGAUUGAUUUUUCAGAAUUCAGAAACAGAUUCACUCUCAAUCUCUGGUCAAGACAAGAGCAUAGGAGAUAUGCCAGGAUUGAGUUGUGCUACAAAUGCAAAACGUACAAAUGCAAGUGAUGCUUAAGUCAUUUUAUUUAUAUUACAUAUUGGAAAAAGUAACAAUUGUCUGUGUACAUUACUUAAUUUAAAUUAACUGUAAUGUAAUAUCUUCAUGUGUAGUCUGUCUCCUCAUUGGCAAAAAUCCUGAGGUAUUCUGCGUUGAAAGAGCUUCUGGCAGAGUAUCAUUUCAGAUCUUUAUGGUUAGAUGUAAAUGUUAUUAUUUUCUUUCACUGCUAUAGAGGAGUUGUUUAAGUUUCUAGAGUUAUAAGAAGUUCUAAGCUGAAGUUCUAAGCAACCUAUUUCACGGGGUGUCCGACGAAAGUUCUCUCGAAACGUUGCGCUGCUCGUUUCCUUUGCCUUCAGGACACUCCAAUUGAAAACAAUGUAAUUAAACGGAUUUUAUCGCUAAUGUUUGCUCGCAUCAGAUCCUGUUAGGACAUAGUUAGAGAGAAAAGAAUAGGCAGAGUUAAUGAAGAGUGAGGACAUUGUCCUACGACAUCCCAGACAAGUUUUGACAAAGAAUUAGGCUACUUUAAAUUUCAGGAACGAUAUUACCUCCAACAUCGGGGUUAGGCCAUGAGCUCACCAAUAAAGUCAAUUUGAGUUGUAUUGAAUUUACAAUCACUAUCCGUAGCCUAUCCUAAGUUUGAAAACAGUGCUACAUUUAUUUUUCAUUUGAGUGGUGAUGUUGAAAACCUACAUUAGCUCAAGAAUGGAAUCCAUUACUUCACAUUAGAGUAUGAUUCUGAGCGCAUUUCUGUUUCACACAGUUUUGCAUAGCCUACUAAAUGAUAUGAAAAGGAAACCUACAGGAAUAAGGAGUCAGGGGGAAACAGGUGUAAUAAAGCACAUUUAUCAUUUGUCAUGCUAAAGAAGGGCAUCUGGCCUGAAACGCCCAUGGGAUGAAUAAAAACU